Molecule: messenger RNA, 1594 nt
Organism: Bursaphelenchus okinawaensis
Lineage: Eukaryota; Metazoa; Nematoda; Chromadorea; Rhabditida; Aphelenchoididae
Source: the annotation of a GenBank genome assembly
AUGGGGGCAACCAGUCGAUUCAAGGCCGAAGGCUCUCGGCACACGAUUCCGUUAGGUAGGGUUCAGGUUGUUGAUGAUGACAUAAGUAGAAGUCUACUGGGCAGAAUAUCAUUUAAAUAAGUUGCAGUAGCUAGUGUAAUGGGUACUUUUCUUCGACUUGUUCAAAUGUGUAAACUUUCGGUUUAGAAGCCCAACUUCUCGCUGCAUCGUGCGGUUUUGUAGCCUUGGUUCUGGCUUCAGCUAUCUUCAUAGCAAUCCGUAGACAACGUGAACGCCGCACAUCCCGUGACUUCUCGCCGCUGAUUAAGAAUGGCUCGGUCAAGCCCAGCUACUUCAAAGGAGAACGCCUCAGUGAUCACAGUGGCCACAGUAUGUCGCCGAUCCAAAGCCCGGGCUCCGGAUCUUCGGCUUCACCUCAAUGUACUCCGAUGACCCCGUACUCUUCGUUUGCUACACAAGAUGUGCUGAUUGCCAACAAACACUCCAAUAACAAUGACGACGACCGUGGCUCCAUUUCUUUGAGCAUGAACUACGAUAGACACAGUAACAUUCUCCAGGUAAAUAAUACGCAUUACUGUGGUUUUCGAAACUGUAAAGAACAGUAGUUAUAAAGAUGAAUGUAAAUACCCAUUAACUUUUUUCCGUUUGAAAUAUUAUGGUAAUCACGCGACAUUAUUUUUAGCUCUCCAUUCUCGCGUGCCACAAUCUUCCGAAUCUGGUGAACGAAGUCGGACAAUGUACCCUCAACUCGUAUGUGAAGCUCCGAAUUCUGCCUGACAACCAGCACCGCGUCAAGACCCGCGUCCUCCGCGGCACCCAGAAUCCGUUUUACGAUGAGCAAUUUACCCUUUACAACAUUACCCCAGUGAAGUUGGACUCGUUCUCUAUCCAUCUGGCCGUGCUGGCUUCUGACCCCUACAGUCGUGACGUCGUGCUGGGUGAAGUGUUCUACAGUCUCCGAGAUGCCAAUCUCAGCAAAUCCAGCGACAAACAGAAUGUCGACUUAAAGUUGUCUCCACGACCUUCCUACAUCGACGUGAACUCCCAAGUCCUCGUCUCCAUGGCCUACAACUCCCACUCGAAUAACAUCAACUUGGCCAUCUUAAAGAUGAAAGAUCUCCCCACGUUCAAUGGUGUUGGCCAAAUAGGUAAGUGAAGCGGAACAGAUACAAUUGACAUGUGGCUAUUCUUAUAUUUAAACGAAUUAAAGUUGUUAUAAAUUAAUCCUUUCCUCAUUUCGCUAUAACGUUCGCGCACUUCAGAUGCCUAUGCCAAAGUUUAUCUGCUCCUGGACGGCCAGCGUGUGGCCAAGCAGAAGAGUCAUGUGAAGAAGAAGAGCGUGGAGCCGGUCUUCAACGAGUCCUUCUCAUUUGACAUUCCCUCAAUUAACGGCCAAAGCGCCAACCGUCUCAAAUCCACCGAAGAGAUGUUGUCGUCGCUGUCCUUUGAGGUAUUGGUCCUGAAUCACGAUGGAGUGACCCGGAACGAGAUCGUCGGUCAAUGCUUCAUUCUGCCACGCUCGGAACACUGGAAGGCGAUGGUGGAGAGCAACGGCCAACAAGUGGCCGAAUGGCACAAGAUCAACUCAAUCUAA